Molecule: messenger RNA, 951 nt
Organism: Panicum hallii
Lineage: Eukaryota; Viridiplantae; Streptophyta; Magnoliopsida; Poales; Poaceae
Exons: 1
Coding region: 47-505 (152 amino acids)
Source: RefSeq, a predicted model, not a curated record
UCCCGUGCACUAGACUGGACUUUUCUCCUCGUCGCCGGUGGCCAGCAUGUCGAUCCCCGGCAACGGCCACCUCCCAGCCUCCGCCUCCCUUCCCGACCACUCCUCCGCCUCGGACUCCGAUGCGGAGCCGGAAGCCAACUACAGCCCAAUCGCCGGCGCCGCCUCAGACUCCGAAUCGGACACCGACAUGCCCCACUACCGCCUCGACGAGGCCAGCAACGGCAUCUCCGCCCUGGAUCUCGCCUCCGACGAGGACGAGGAGGCGGCCGAAGAGGAAGAAGAGCGGGAGGAGGGUGACGUGACGGCGGGGGAGGCGGCGGCGCGGGCGUUCUCGGAGGACGAGCGCCGUCGCCACGCUCCGCUGCCCGAGGGCGCCGCGGCGCGGAUCGUGGACGCGAUGCGCGGGGUGGAGUUUCCCGGCGCGCCGCCGGCGUGGGCGGGCAGCGUCCCCGAGGACCAGUGGGUCGACCGCCUCCGCUCCCUCCGCGCCGGCCGCCCCAACUGAUCCGAACAGAAGAGAAGGGGGCUUAUUUGGCUUCUGAGUUGAUACAGCACCGUACAAAAUUUGUGCGAUCUUUCGAUCUGGUUUGCGUUUGGCGGACCAUUCAUCUCUUACUUCUAGUUUUGCUGUUGUAUUGUAAUUGUGACUGAAGUGCAAAUGAUUCGCGGUAAGAUUUGUGGGUAGUUGGAACUGCGAUCUUGGUGCAGAUUUCGGACCACUUGUAUGCAAGUUCAGACAAGUAUCUUGCUGAUUAGGAUUCGUUUGCAAAUGACUGGGGUUAACCGGUUAAGAUUUGGGUGUUGUUACUGUUCUAUGAAGUGAUCCUUUUGUUUUCCUUCGGGAAGAUCCUAGAAUAAAGUGAUUGUAAUCUUCUUUCCGCUGAGUGUGCCUGUAACUUCGAUAGCUGAGAUACGUGCGGCUACAGCAGGUUCAGACAAGCAUUUACUGUA